Molecule: messenger RNA, 1314 nt
Organism: Zychaea mexicana
Lineage: Eukaryota; Fungi; Mucoromycota; Mucoromycetes; Mucorales; Lichtheimiaceae
Product: major facilitator superfamily domain-containing protein
Exons: 8
Coding region: 1-1314 (437 amino acids)
Biological process (GO): transmembrane transport
Cellular component (GO): membrane
Molecular function (GO): transmembrane transporter activity
Source: RefSeq, a predicted model, not a curated record
AUGGAUCGAACCAACCACUCAAAUGCCAUCUCGGACCAUUUAGCUGAUGAUCUUGGCUUCACCAACGAUGGUGUCAACAAUGCCAUUCUUGCUUACUCUAUUUUGUUCACAGUAUUUACUUUGCCGUCUAACUUUAUUGCCAAAAAGAUUGGCGCGUACCGCUGGCUUCCUAUUCUAAUGAACUCUUGGGCAAUUAACUAUGGUAGCUACAUGACUGUUCGUGUGCUUAUCGCCGUAACGGAAGCCGGGUUUAUACCUUCGUGCCUUAUGUUCUUGAGUUCUUGGUACAAGACAAACGAAUUAGCGACGAGGCUAGCUAUGUUCUGGGGAAUCCAAGCAGUAGCAUCGGCGUUCUCUGGCCUUAUAUCUUUUGGUAUUUUUCGCUUGCGUGGCGUUGGGGGCCUUGAGGGCUGGAAGUGGCUCUUCUUGAUCGAUGGAAUCUUUACACACAUUGUUGGAAUUAUUGCCUUCUUUUAUAUACCCAAAAACGCCCUGAGCACUCAAGGAAGGCUCCGCGGAAAGAAAGGAUGGUUUACAGAGCGAGAAGCCAAGAUUGCCGUGACGCGUGUUAUUCGCGAUGAUUUGAGCAAGACUGAACAAGAUCUACCUAUUACCUGGGACGAUAUCAAGGAAGCUCUCAAGGAUACCAAGCUUUGGACCCACUUGAUCACGACAUUUGUUGGUAUGAUGACAAACACGCCAAUCAAUACCUACUUGCCAUCAAUUAUACGUGACGCUGGCUUCCCAGUAACUACGGCCAACUUGCUUACUAUGCCGUCGUAUCUCGGUGGCCUUGUAUUCUCCAUCCUGAUUGCAUACAGCUCCGACAAGUAUGGCGAAGUUGCCUUGCAUGCGCUUAUUGGCGUCAUUUGGGAAACAAUUGGAUAUGUUACUUUACGCGCUCUACCUGCUGAUACCAGUCGCUGGUCGUUAUUUGCUGCAGCUACGGUGACAGCUUCGUCACCAAGUUGGCAUGGCAUGCAUAUUGCGUAUAUGUCUUCGAAUUUAGCCCCUCAAGGAAAACGUGCCAUUGCCCUUGGAGCAAUCAUUGGAGCUGCCAAUUUGAACGGCGUGCCGGGCAGCCAAAUUUAUAGGGCAGCGGAUGCGCCAAGAUAUCCGGUUGGCAACGUCGUCUGUAUUAUCCUCAACGUCGUAGCAAUUGGUCUAUUUAUUUCGCAACGCCUACGGUACUCGCUUACCAACAAGUACCGUGAAAAGAAAUGGAACGCCAUGACAGACGCGGAGAAAACUAACUAUUACAAGACCACCAAGCAUAAAGGAAGCAAUCGCCUUGAUUACCGGUUCAGAAUUUGA